AUGCCUUUGAGGCAAUCAACAGAGAAUAAUGAUUCACGCAACAAAUGUAGUAGUGUCGAUGUAAGUCCAGGUAAAGUUGAUGGUGUCUACACAAAUGGAGAAAUGGUUCGUGUAUUUACAUUUAUUCAUGGACGAGAAACUAAAAUUCUUACAACUGAUGGUGAAAUAAUUGAAGGUGUUUUUUCAUCAGCAAGUGAAAAUUGUGACGUAGCUGUCAGAUUAGCUUCAGAAGAGUCAAAGAAAGGAAGAAAUAAUUUACUUACUUUGGAGUCGGAUGUUAAAGAAAAAAUGCAAAUAGGAAGAGAUUCUAUUGUUAGUAUGACAUUUGAUUUAAAAUCUAGUAAAGAUGGUCAUACUUUUGCUACAGAUCUUGACUAUUCAAAAAGACUUGCUCCAACAAAACCCACUGAUUGUGAGGAAAAAGAAUUUGUUGAAUGGGAUGAUGGUGAUGAAGGGGAAGAAGUUCUUGAUAUUAAUAUGCCUUCACAAGAUAAUAAAGAUCAUCAUUAUAAUGGAAAAAAUAAUAAAGAAUUAGGUUGGUCUGUUGAUGAUAUGUUUAAAAAAAAUAAUGAUUUGGGAGUAAAAAGUACUUUUGAGGGAUCUGAAGGAUUAUACACAACUGUUGAAGUUGUAGGAAAUCAUGAAGAUAGAUUAAGGGCAGAAGAAUUAGCCAAAGAAAUAGAAAAUAAUAUUGAGAGUAGGAAAGCUGCUGAAUUGGAAAAUGACGAUGAAGAAAAAAACAUUGUAGAAAGGAAACCUGCUAUGGUAGAAAGUAAUGAUAUCCGUAAUACCGGUAAUCAAAAACGUUCAAAUGGACAUCAACGUGGAUCUAGAAAUGGUCCAAUGUCUAGAAAUAGUGGACAAAUGAAUAAAAAUAAUGAUAAUUUUCAAAAUACAAAUAAUCGAGGAUAUGGUAAUAAUCGUGAUGGAGGGCGUUACCAACCACCACAAAAACAAUAUAACAAUAGUCAACAAGGAUCUUCUGCACAGAAUCAACAACAAUCAAAUCAACAGCAAUCAUCAUAUACCAAUAAUCAACGAGGUCAAGAUUUUGGUAAUAAACAAACUAAUAUUUCUGGAAAUAGAACAAUUCCAAGAAAUAAUUCUGGAAAUCUUAGCCAAAAUAAUUAUAAUCGCUCCUCAAAUCAGGAAACAUCAAAAAAUAUAAUUCAAAGGACAAAAGAUUUAAAUAAUCAACAACAAAAGAAAACCGGUGAUGGUGGAAGAUCAUCUAAUUAUGAUAAUAAUACUAAAACUAAUAUGUCGUCUAUAAAUAAUAGUGGAGCUUGGAAUCGUGCUCCACCAUCGUCUGGAGGUAGAGUUAACAAUAGUUCAACUGAACUUAACACUACUGACAAUAACCAUGGAAAUAAAAAUAAUAAAAAUGAAGUUAUUUCUAAAAAAGAUAAUACUCAUAAUGAUAAUCAAAAUUUUUCAAAAAAAGACAACAAAGGAAGUAGAGAUGUUAGUAUAGCUGAAUCAACAACAUCAACUAUAACAAUAAAUGAUAGUAAUAAAAAAGUAGAAUCUCCUAAAGUUGAAGCAAAAAAAGAAUCAUCAGAAGUUGUAGUGGUAAAAGAACGUGACCAGCAACAAACAACAUACCGUAAUAAAAAUGAGGAAGAUAAAGAUGUUAAUAGUAGAAAAUCUGAUAUAGUUGAUACAAAUACUUGUAGUAAUAAUAGUAGUAUAACAAGUAGUUCAAAGAGCUUUAAAUUUAAUGUUGAUGCACCCGCUUUUGUGCCAUCUUCAACAAUAAAUACCAAUACACCAUCAUCGCCAUCGAAUAUUCCAACACCUCCAGAAACAAUAAAUACUAAUCCGGUACCAACACAUAUACCACCACAACCUGUAUGGUAUCAACCUGCUGUAUUUCAAGGAGGUAACUAUAUGUAUGGUCCACCAACUCAUACAAAUAUUCAACAUCAAUUUUAUGCACCAUACCCACCACAACAUCAAACUGGAAUUAAUUCUGGUAAUCCUCAAAUUGGUACUUAUGUUGUUGGGGGACCAAUGGCAAUACCUCAAAGUACUGUAAACCAGGGUAGUGUUGUUCAGAUACCAGUUCCUACAUCAGAUACAAAUACCCAAGCACAAGGUAAUCCACAAACAGUACCACCAAUUCAAGGUGUACCAGCACAAACAGCGACAGCACAGCCACCACCGGUUAUUCACCAACAACCGGCUACACAUUAUCCACAGCAUAAUAUUCAUCCGGGACAAAUGCAUCAUCCACCUCCACUUCAUAGAUAUGAAGGUCAGGAGAGGCGUGAUAAAAAACCUAAAAAUGAAUAUAGAAAUAAGGAAAGAGAUCAUAGAGAUUAUCAUGGACCUAAAAGAGAUGAUCGUUACCAUCAAAAUGAAGCACAAACUAUACCACAACCAACAACUGGAUAUCCAGGACAAAUGAUUCCAGGUUAUACACAAUAUUCACCUUAUGGGCCAUCUCAUAUAUUUUCGAUACCAUAUUCAUAUUUUCCGGCUAAUACUUCAAUUAAUCAACAAACCAUUCCACCAAUAUCGGGUGCAUCACCUAUUCAUUAUCAAAUUCCACCUCAACAAGGUGUCAUUCCACAGCAAUCUAUUGGAGGUGAUAUACCAGGAGGUGGUGGUAUAAUAUAUAAUAAUAAUAAUCCAAGACAAGGAAAUCAAAAUACAGGAAAUAAACAAUAUACUACAGGUGAUAGCAAUAUUGCUAAUGAUGGUAAUACGAACAAUAAUAGUCAUCAAAGACAUACUCAUUCUCCAGAAUCAGUAAAUCAACAACAUCAACAAUCUAGACCAGGUUCACCUAAAAAUCCAAAUAAUAAUAAUAAUAAUAGUGGUACUCAUAGGUCAUCACCCACUCUUUCAACAACUUCACAACAUUCUUUUCACCAGCCACAACAGAUAGUUCCUAUGCAACCUUAUGUUAUACCGCCAGUAUGUCAGGCUCCAGGACCAAUGAAUGUACCACCAGGACAGGGUACUCAUUUUAAUAUGGCAGCACCGGGGCCAUAUCAACAUCCACAAGGAUUAAUACCAGGAAAUAAUAUGAUGUUUUAUCCUACAGUUGUUGCAGUUCAACCACCACAUUAUCAGAUGGCACCACCAAGGAGAAAUUCUAUUCCUCAUAAUGGUGGUAAUGGACAAAUAUAUAAUAAUAGUAGUAAUUUACAGGGUGGACACCUACAGCCAGCGCCGCCUGUGCAUCAUCACCAUCAUCAUCAGGGACACCCUCAACAACAACACCAUCAUCAUCAGAUUGGACAACAACAAGGUCCUCCACCACAUCAGUCAUCUCAUAAUCAACAACCAUCGUCGGAAGGUGUUAAUAGUAAUGGUAGUGGAGGUUCAGUUCAACAAUCAUCAUCUACACAAUCAACAAAUGUUGAUUAA
This is a messenger RNA of Strongyloides ratti, 3378 nucleotides long. RefSeq names its product Ataxin-2 homolog. Gene Ontology annotation, molecular function: RNA binding. Gene Ontology annotation, biological process: cytoplasmic stress granule assembly. Gene Ontology annotation, cellular component: cytoplasmic stress granule. The transcript has 3 exons. The record is from RefSeq and is a predicted model, not a curated record. NCBI's taxonomy places the organism in Eukaryota, Metazoa, Nematoda, Chromadorea, Rhabditida, Strongyloididae. Bases 1 to 3378 code for a protein of 1125 amino acids.